Alligator sinensis (Chinese alligator) is the source of this 5603-nucleotide messenger RNA. It is a transcript of the gene CRAT, whose product is annotated as carnitine O-acetyltransferase. The record is from RefSeq and is a predicted model, not a curated record. Gene Ontology annotation, molecular function: carnitine O-acetyltransferase activity. Lineage: Eukaryota; Metazoa; Chordata; Crocodylia; Alligatoridae. Gene Ontology annotation, cellular component: peroxisome. The coding region runs from base 157 to 2037 and encodes 626 amino acids. The transcript is spliced from 15 exons. Gene Ontology annotation, biological process: carnitine metabolic process, CoA-linked.
CACAAAGAUGGCGGGAGUGCCGGCCCCUCCCAGCUGCUGAAAUUACCCUGGAAGUUGCUGCCUGUCCCUGCCCUUGCGGCGCGGGACCGGGACGCGGCCGAGUUGGGGUCUGCUGCAGGCAGGAGCUAUGCUGGCCUUCCUAGCCAGGAGCCUGCGAUGGAUAGGAAUCAGCUGCCAAAGAAGGCCAAGCCAGGUGGCUUAGUGAAGCCAGUGGCUUUGGGCAAGCUCCCAGGUAGGUACUUAGCCCACCAGGAGGGGUUGCCACAUCUCCCAGUGCCGGCUCUUCAGCAAACCCUGGAUCGCUACCUGCUGGCUCUGCAGCCCAUUGUCAGUGAGGAGGAACUGAACCACACGAAAGGGCUGGUGGAUGAAUUCCGGAAAUCAGGCGGCGUCGGGGAAAGACUGCAGAAGGGCCUGCAGAGGAGAGCCAAGAAAACUGAGAACUGGCUCUCCGAAUGGUGGCUGAAAAAUGCUUACCUCGAAUACCGCCUGCCGGUCGUGGUUCACUCCAGCCCUGGCGUGGUCUUACCUAAACAGGAUUUCCUGGAUCGGCAAGGCCAGCUCAGGUUUGCUGCCAAGCUGAUUGAGGGUGUCCUGGAUUUCAAGACCAUGAUUGACAACGAGACCCUGCCUGUGGAAUACCUGGGUGGGAAGCCCCUCUGCAUGAACCAGUACUACCAGAUCCUCUCUUCCUGUCGAAUCCCAGGACCGAAGCAUGACUCCAUUGUGAACCAUGCCAGAGGGAAAAAGCGGUCCCCACACAUCUCCGUGGUUCACAACUUCCAGUUCUUUGAGCUGGACGUUUACAAUAGUGAUGGGAGCCCCCUCAUCGCUGAUCAGAUCUUCAUCCAGCUGGAGAAGAUCUGGAACUCCUCCCUCCAAACAAACAAAGAGCCCAUCGGGAUCCUCACCACCAACCACCGAAACAGCUGGGCCAAGGCCUACAACAACCUCAUCAAAGACAAGACCAACAAGGAGUCUGUGCGUUCAAUCGAGAAGAGCAUUUUCACUGUCUGCCUGGAUGCACCCAUGCCCCGGGUCUCUGAGGACAUCUACAAGAGCCGUGUGGCUGCUCAGAUGCUGCACGGUGGAGGCAGCCGCUGGAACAGCGGGAAUCGAUGGUUCGACAAAACCCUUCAGUUUAUCAUUGCUGAAGAUGGUUCCUGUGGCUUGGUGUAUGAGCAUGCUCCCUCAGAGGGCCCACCCAUUGUUGCACUUCUGGAUCAUGUUGUGGAGUACACGAAGAAACCACAGCUGGUGAAAUCGCCCAUGAUUCCUCUACCAAUGCCUAAGAAACUGAGGUUUAAUAUCACUCCAGAAAUCAAGAAUGACAUAGAGAAAGCAAAGCAGAACCUCAAUAUAAUGGUGCAAGAUUUGGACAUCAAGGCGACAGUCUUUCACUACUUUGGGAAGAGUUUCCCCAAGUCCGAGAAGUUAAGUCCAGAUGCUUUUAUCCAGCUAGCCCUGCAGCUGGCUUAUUAUAGAAUGUAUGGGCAGCCCUGUGCCACCUACGAGAGUGCUUCACUGAGGAUGUUCCAUCUGGGCCGGACAGACACCAUCCGAUCUGCUUCCACGAGCUCUCUGAAGUUUGUGGAGGCAAUGGACAAACCUAACAAGCAGAACCAGGAGAAGGUGGAUCUGCUGAGGAAAGCUACACAAGCCCACAGGCAAUACACUGACAUGGCACUAACAGGGAAUGCGAUAGACCGCCACCUGCUAGGUCUGAAGCUUCAAGCCAUUGAGGAUCUAGUCAGCAUGCCUGAACUGUUCAUGGAUACAGCCUAUGCUGUUGCUAUGCACUUCAACCUCUCAACCAGCCAGGUCCCAGCAAAGACAGAUUGCGUGAUGUGCUUUGGUCCAGUGGUCCCAGAUGGCUAUGGAGUCUGUUACAACCCCAUGGAGGAGCAUAUCAACUUUGCAAUUUCAGCAUUCAACAGCUGUGCUGAAACCAAUGCAGCCAGCCUGGCACAUUACCUGGAGACAGCUCUGCUUGAUAUGAGGCUUCUGCUUCAGUCCACCCCCAAAUCAAAACUGUAGCAGAGGCAUUGUUUCAAACCCCAAAAACUCUAGGAGCUGCCCUAAAGGGUCAUCUAACCCCAGCAGCCUGCCCCUAACAUCUAUGAAGCUCCCAGCUCCUCAAACACAGGGCAAGCAGUUGUAUGUUCCACCAGGGACUUAGGAAGGCAUCAGCCACCAGAAGCUAUGGAAUAGCAAUCUCUAGCUACUUGACUGCUGUGAAAAGGGUGAAAGGAAGCAUGCCUUAAUCCAAGCUAGCACUGAAAAAGCCACUCCUGUUGUAUGCAAAGCAUGCCUUCCUUUCUUUGAAGGGGACAGGAACAUUGUUAAUUUUGUACAGAAUUCACUGCGGAAAGAACAUGGCACAUCCUUCAACUGACCCAUUCAGUAAGGAGUGUGCUGGUUCUUCUGGGAAAGCAGGAAUAAUGCUUCUCAAACUAAUCUGAUACCACCUAGAUCUUUCUGCUGGCUCAAGCUUUGGAUGCGGCUGUGAGCAUCCCUUUUGGGGCUUAAGCCCAACUAUUCUGUGCCUCCCUGGGUGGGGUCAUUAAUGCUGUUAAAUUUGGGGGUACAGAGAUAAAUGUUGUAAUGCAGUGUAAGUCCAGUCCUCCUAGUAUGUGUUGUGCUAAGUAUCCAAAGCCCCCGCUUAUGUUUUUUUCCCCACACCCUAUAUAUGUUCUUGUCCCUACCUUUCCAACCUCUGGGUCUAUCUGUUCCUGCAUUUUCUGUAUUAACUGUAAAACAUUUAUCACUAGUCAGCCCCAUUUCCUUUAUGCUUUUUAAGCAUAAAAUGACUGACAGCUAAAGAGCCUCAAUCACCCAGUUCGAGACUUAAAUUUGAGCCUCUUUGUACCGCUUCUACUGAACUAAAUGCACCUUCAUGAAUUUAUUAAUCCAAGAUCCGCUGGCCUUAGCUUUAUGCACUUUAAUUAGAGGGACAGGAUAGGAUAGUAUGGCCUCUGAGGCACAAAGUCUCCACCCACCUGUUUCACAAAGUAAAAAUAUGGAAUGAAGUUGACCAUCUAGCUGUAAAUAACCAAGGGUAAGCACAGUUUGCACCUCUGGCAUUUAUUGUAGCCGAAGGCGGUGCUACACCUCAUGCUUAGAGGCAACCCAGAUUUUAUGGUGUACAAUACAAACAUUUUUAAUCACACUGGCCCACUUAGAAAAAGCCUCUAGGUUCCAGUUUGCACAGCUCAAUGCUGACGGCUAUAAAUUAUGCUUCUUCCCAGUCCCUAUAUCAUCUGCUUCUACCAAGGCUGGGGCUCUAAAAGGUGUGGGAGGAGGAAGGGAAGAAACCACAAAAGUCAAAUUUAAGAUGUAGAUAUUACCUAGAACAGCUCACUUUCCACAGGAACACUACAACACCUCUUCUGUGGAACCUGGGGCUGCUGCGUUAUUAGAUCAACUGAACCUUGAGAAAGCAAGGGAUUUGUACGUACCUGAAGGUGCAAUUCAAGUGGCGCUCUACCAAUGCCUCCUAUAGACAUGACCUAAAUUUUUAUAUCCUUUCAAAUAGCAGUACUUGGAGACUUUUUCCAUCACAGUGAAGAGUUUAGGCAUUAUUCUUUCAAUAGGGAGAAAGCAAUAGUCUCAAGGUGAGGGUGCUGAAUUACCAUCAGGCAACAGUAACAGCAUGAGACUAUGGUGAGCUCAGUCUUGUCAUAUGAUACUUGUACACAGUACUAGGAUUACUGCUGCUUCUGUACUUCCUGGUCCCUUAAGCAAAGAUCAUAAUCAUAUUUUCUUUGUGGAUGCGUGGGAAGAAUCUUGUGUUGCACCUGUCUACUCUGCUACUGUUGUAAGACACUUAUGAACAUCAAUUCAGCCCAUCCCAUGUCUCAGAUAGAAACCUCCUCUUACUUCAGAAAUUAUUUUUUUGAAAGAAUACUACUUCAUCCCUGAGGGAAGGUUUUACUGGAACUCGCCUGUAUAGCUAAUGAUUGUACAAACAUCCACUCAUGACAUCCCAUAUUGGCUUCAUUAAAAUUAAAAGACACACACACAUGCACACCACAAGCACUAAAUGGAAUAAGAUGGUCAGAAAGCAGUGGGAGCAUGUAAUGCAAAGCAGAGAGUACAAAAACACUUGGUCUAGUAACUGAUUUCCCCACCACUCCCCAGCAGAACAGAUCAAAAGCUAGAAGAGGAUGACCAAAAUCUUAAUGCAUUAAUAAGAAUGUUUAUUAUGUAAUGAAUAUUUACAUAAAGAGACUGCACCUUUCUGGAAUGAAGUGGAAUAGGUACAGACUUGCUGAGAUAAAAGCUGCUUUUUAUUGAAGCUUUCACUAGAAGAGAUUCCUUUAGCCAGAGCCAAAAUAAAAAUUUUCCCCCACUCCAUCUGCAUCAAGUCAAUAUAGAUUCUGGUGGUAAAUAAGGUUCCCCCUCCUUAGGACGUGUCAAAGGGCAAAGACCAAGUGCCUUUCACCACUGACACAGUACAUCAUCAGUUAUCCGAUUAGCAACUUUGUUUUGUGAACUUGUAACUGCUGAUAUUUGUUAUACAAACUAUUCCCCUUUCAGGAUUUACUUAAUUAAAUACUGUAUCUCUGUUUCUACAUUGAAUACAUCAACUUGUAACUGUUGGUAUUGUAUAACAUACUUCUCAAGUUUUACUGUACUUAAUAUGUAUAUGGAUAAGCUUGGUAUUGUUUUACAUUAUGCAUCCUGCAUUAGCAUAUAUAAUUCCUCACAAGAUGCUGCAGUUUCAUGUAUCCAAAUGAUGUGUUAUCUGAACAGCUCUUUGGUAGCUGCUUUCCAAAGGAGUUGGGAUAACAGAGGUUGUACUGUGCUACAUUACUUCACACUAGUAUGUCAUUAUAAUAAGGCUAUUUUCAGUAACUAUUUUUGCCUUAUCAAAAGGCAACUCUCUUAAAAGGCAAAUGCUUACUGAAAAGGAUGAGCUGGAAGUGUGUUUUACCAUAAACAUAAAUAUGAAUUAAUCAGAUUCUGAUCCGAGAUGUAAAUCUAAAUAUUGCAUUAGCUUUAGGGGUGUUCUUCAGCUGUGGUACUGAGGUCUUUACACAUCAGUGAUUGUGGACUGAGGAAAGCAUGAUACUUAUCUAUCCCAUGCAUUCUCUGUUAGUGGCAGAAGUUAGGAUGAAGAAAGGAACUGCUUUUUUAUUUUUAAAAACUGUUUACAGGAAUUUUUAUCAUUUUAAAAAGUAUUAUGGCAUUCUCUUGGUGUCAAUGUCAAGCUGUGAUGCUCCUCCAACUCAUCACUUCUUGACUCUCUGCCCUUCUCUCCUCACAAGGAUUGGUUAAUGAGUGCAGAGUCAUUUAUGCUUUAUACUCUGCUCCUUUAACCAAAAGAAGCUUGUGGUCAGAGUAUUUAGGAGCUAGCCUUGAAAAUCUGCUUAAAAGUUGUGAAUAAAACUAUUGAUUUACUGACUAGAGAUCUGUAGAUUUAUAAUGUACAAUUAACUCUGGGACUGUCGGUGCAGUUGAUAUCAGUCAGGACUGUUUGCAUGCUCUGAUAGUUAAUUGUAUUAAAUGUUAUUUUUGAUAUUGUAAUCAGUGUCUUGCAGAGAUUGAAAUGUUCUUCCAGUUAAUUUAAUCAUGAAUAAAAGUCUACAUGCUUCCCAGAA